UUUUAUGUUUAUGGAGAGGCGGAAUUUCCGUGUUAGGGAGGAUGCUUAUGAAAUAGAGAUUGUGUUUCUUUCAAGGAGCGGUUUCGCCUGAUUUCUUUUUGCUGUGCAACUGCACGUAUGAAAUAAAGAUUAUUGAGAAUUAAAAUAAUAUCGAUUAGUCAGGUUAACAAAUACAAGCUGUCAACCGUGCGAAUGGGUGUGGAUGAAGUAUGUUUUGAUUUUGUACCGGAUGCAAAUUGUCUUUCAGAUAGUGUGAUCAGCAUUAGCUCUCAGAAUACUAACCUUACUCUUCAUUGGAAUAAAACUUUAUUUCUGAUAUUUAGAGUAUUUUAGUUGAGCUUUUUUUAAAAUCUUAAAUCGAAAUGAAUUCAUUUCCUAUCAAACGAGUCGGAUAUUGGUGGAGCGAGAAGAAAAGCCGAAAAUUCAAUGUUGGUGAAUUUGCAAGUGUAUGUCGUGCUUCUGGUUUGGAGCUUGUUAAGAUUGAUCUUGCUCGUUCUUUAGAAGAACAAGGACCAUUUGCAGCUAUAGUGCAUAAACUAUCUGAUGCCAUAGCAAAAGCUGCAAAGGGUGAUGAGGAGUCGAAAGCAGUCUGUGAAGCAUUUCAGGAGUAUUCUAACAAUCACCCAGAUGUUGUCAUCAUUGAUCCAUUACCUAAUGUUGGUAAUCUGCUGGAUCGGUAUAGGCAGUAUAAACUAGUAGAUGAAAGUGAACUUAGAGGAAGAAAAGAUAUAUUUAUUCCUGCAUUUGUGGAACUUACAACUCAAAAUGUGUCUGAAAAUCUGUCUAAAAUGAAAGCUGCUGGAGUAGAAUUCCCUAUUGUUUGCAAACCUAUCUCAGCUCAUGGCUCUUCUGCUCACCAGAUGAGCCUUAUUUUUAAUGAAGAAGGUCUAAAAGAUGUUUCUCCACCUUGUGUUGCUCAGAAAUUUAUUAAUCAUAAUGCCAUUUUGUAUAAAUUAUUCAUCAUUGGGAAUCAGUAUUUUAUCAUUGAGAGGCCUUCCUUGAAGAAUUUUUCUGCUGGAGAUCAAAAGACUAUAUUUUUUGAUAGUGAUAAAAUUUCAAAGCCUCACUCUGCAUCUGCUCUUACAGAGUUAGACGAUAAUGAAGAGUGUGCUGUUAUUGGUUGGCCAGAUAAAGAAAAAAUGGACUGUAUUGUACGGGCUUUGCGUGAUUGCCUGGGUCUUAAUCUUUUUGGUGUUGAUGUGAUUGUGGAUAAUGUAACAGGACAUUAUGCCAUCGUUGAUAUGAAUAUAUUUCCAGGUUACGAUGAAGUGGGAAAUUUUUUCCAGCUUCUUUGUGAUUUAAUUUUGAAAAAAAUCUCAUUGAAAUUAGCUGGAUUAAAAGAAGAACUCUGUGAACCCAAACUGGCAUGUUACUUUCCUACUCUUUCGAUUGGAAUAAAGUCUGGCAAGUUCAGUUUUGAUCAUGUAAAUUCUGUGCAGUGCAGUGCAGGUGAACAUUCAAAAGAAGUCAUUCCUUAUUUUCCAAAAUGUUUUUGUUGCCCAAUAUCAGGCUCUUGUUAUAACUCUUUAAACUCCAAAGUUCAGAAAAUUCCACAAAUGAUGCCAUCUUAUGAGAAUCUCUUACAACCUCAAAAUUGUUCUUACAAUCAGAUGAAUAAUGGGCCAUUGCCACUGCAUUCCCAUGACUAUACUCAGGAUGAUUCUGGAAUUGAAACUUCUGACUCGUGUGAUGAGAAAAAGAAAGAAAUCCCCUUCAGGACUAUCAAACGCCAGCAUUCCAGAACUUAUCCUUCUUUUGGUUUUUCUGUAAAUGAAUCUGGGUAAUUUAUAAUGUACAUAGUACAUUUUCUUAUAAAUGUUAGAAAAACAAUUAACAAUUUUGCUUUGAUAUUUGUAAUUUAACAUUUACCUUAAUUUCCAUUUUGUUUGGCCUUAAUCAUUUUAUUCCUCAUUUCUUUUUUUGUUUACUUGUUAAAUAUGGUAUAAUGUGUAUUUAAACCCCUAAAGCAAACAAAUAUGCUAGCUGAAAGAACAUACUGAAAAAAAAAGAGCAUAAUUUUUGUAAUAUUUGUUUCAGUUUUCUCUGAACAGCUGUAAUUAUAAAUUAGUGUGGUUUACAUAUUAAAUGAUCUAACAUCUUGUAAAAAAUAUGCUGAAAAUAUCAUCGUGCUGGUUAUUAGAAAAUUGAGAUUGUUUAAAUCAGCAUAGAAGAGAAAUCUGGCAUUUAGUAUGGGUUUCAUGUUGGGUCAGACUUUAGAAUUGCAUUAAAAAAAAUUGGUUAUUGAUACUUUCAGUGCUAUCAGAAUAUGUUAUUGAAAUACUUCUAAGUAUUUGUAAAUACUGUUUAUCUUUCUGAUAAAUUGGUGAGCAUUAGAAAGUUGACUAAAUUUUCUGCUUAUGCAAUUUAGUUUUUUGUGUUCAUCUUCAUUGUUCUGAUAAAUAAUAAACCAAUAAGAAGUUUGUCUCAAUAAUGCUCAGUUGAUAAGUAAAACUUUAAUGUUAAAGCAGUGGUUCUCAACCUGUUUUGCCCCAUACAGUCCUUUAACCAUCUCUAGAUCAACCACCUUCUUUCCGAAACUCGAACUUAAAAUACUUUUAUUUACAUUACUUUUUAUUAUGUUUCAUAAAUUAAACAACAAAAAUAUAGAAAAUGUUAAUAAAGUACUCCAAUAAAAGUAGUUUUUUAUAGUCAUAAACUAAAUACUUAACAGCCAAAUAAAACAUUGACCACAUUUCCCCAUGGUAUAGAUUGUGUAACUUAAAGUUGCUAGUAAACCCUUCAUAUUUUUUUUUUUUUUCUUAAAGAAGUAUAUUCUUAAUAAAAUUUUGUAUUCCUAAUGCUAGGGUUCAUUUCGUAUAGUUUUAUUAUACAGUAGAAUUCUGGGAAUUCAUGAAUGCUUGUAAUCCAUACACAGUUUUGAAUGCAAAUGAACAAAAUUUUGGUUCCCAGAAAAUUCAGUUCAGUAAAUUUAUAGGUAGUUCUUUUUUUAUAUAUAUAAAAAUAAGCUUUCUAACAAAUGUACAUUAUAUCUGUAGCAUAUUUUGAUGUAAAAAUUAAUUUAUUGCUUUACUGAAAUUAACUUCUGCGUCUUCCUCAGCACUUUUUUUUUUUUUUGAGGUAAACACAAUGUACAAAAAUUCUACAGAUUUUUUCCUUUACAUAAAUAUCUAUUUUUGGAUGCAUAUCCCACUGUCUUUUAACAAUAAUGUUAAUAUUGAUAUUAUAUAGCAGGUGUAAAGAAUUUAUUUGUCCACAACUAGUCAUGUAUUGCGUUCCAACUUAAAUGCACCUUGUAAGUGGUUUACUUACAUUCUGUUAAAAAAAAUAAGCAUGUUUACAUUGGUAGUGAUAAAUGCUUGAAAAUAGCAUUUAUUAAAUUUUUCCAGGCAUUAAAAUUAAAAAUCAGUGUAAAGAACAAGGGGCUAAAGUACAGGCUUUUCCUGUAUGACUCUUCACUGCAUGUUUACAAAAAGAGUUGAUUAUUUCUUUAAAAAAUUUCCUUAUUUUUUCCUCCACGAUGAUUUUUCUUUGUUCUGAUAUUUUUUAUUUAAUUAAUUUUUUGUAAAUAUUACCUUCUUGAUUAAUAAAAAUUAAAUAAUUCUUAAGUGUGUUUUAGCUGGUUAUUUACAUGCUUAUAAUCUAGAUUUAGUGAAAAAUUUAAAGAUAGUGAAAUGUAAACAAAAUUAAGAAACAUGUGACUUAUAAUUCACAUAACCCUUGACCCUGAAGUGUGUGGAUUACUGGAAUUCUACUGUUUUAAAGUUUAUAACGCGCAUAAAUUUUGAAAAAUAAUUUUUUUUUUUUUUUUUUUUUUUUUUUUUUUUUUUUUUUUUUUUUUUCGUUAUAAGUAUUGUGUUCUCUUGUUUGUAAUAAGUAUCGUGUUAUUUUGGACAUUACGAAAAAAUUAGUGUCUUAUUGUUCUCUUUUUAAGUAUUAAUAUUUUGGUGAUAUAUUUCAAAUUUUUAUUUAUAUUUUCAUUUGAUACAUGGGAGCAUUUUCUAGAACAGGAGUGGGGAACCUGGAUUUAUAAAAUAAAAACAUCAGUUGGAAUUUUUUCUUUCAGUUAUGAUAAAUCUGAAACAAUAGAGAAACACUCCAAAAUAAAACUUAAAAUUUAAUUUGGCAAAAACCUUGUGUUUGGUGUAGAUUUUAACUGAAACUAUAUCAAAUUUGAGGGUGAACAGGUACAGGUCUCCCUUCAUCAGGAGCAAAAACAUUCUGCGAAAAAUGGAGGAACCAAGAUCGUAUUUAUACCAAAAGCAAAGGGUAGAGCAGAGUAAAAAAUUAUGCCAUUUGUCCAAAGAAAUAGAAAUGGGGAAAAUUAAGAUAUUAGAUUUUGAAAAGUAUUAGGAGAGACUGGAUUGGAAUUAAUAUGAUUAACUGAGUAGGAUAAAUUUUUAUGAAUGUGAAAAAUUUCAAGGAAGUCCAACUUACCGAAUGAGGAAGUUUUAUGGAUGCUUUUCGCAGACCUAUAGUCAAAUUUGUAAUUAAAUUUCCAGUGUGAUUAACUAUCAAAAAUUUGUUUGCUUAUUCUUUUCUGACAUAAGAUUUGUGUUCCUUGGACACAAAAUUUUUAAUUUAUCUUGGAGAUAUUAAUUCCUUUGUAGUUCUUAAAUCCACUUUGAAAAUUCUUUUCUAAUCUUUAAAUUUUCUGUUGUAAUGUUUUGUGUUAUUUACCAUUUUCUUAAGUAGGUGGUGCUACGCUUGUUUUCACUUUGCUGUAUAUUUUAUUUAUGGCAUAAGUACAGUCAUGCCUCCUCCUUCUGUGCAGAAAUUUUGCUCCUGACGAAGAGUGAUCUGUACCUGUUUGCUCUCGAAAUCGAUACAGUUUCAUUUAAAAUAUACGUCCAAAAACGAGGUUGUUGUUUUGCCUAAUAUCAAAGAUGAAAUAUUCUUUGAUAAACUUUAUGUAUUCUAUUAUUUAUGUAUCUUUAUUCAGUAAUUUUUUGUCAACAAAAAUAAUACAAAAAUUUUUUAUGCCACCUUUAGUGGUACUUUAAUGUUAGUAUUUGGUUAAAUAAAAUAUGCAUUCCAGCUUAAAGCAGCUCUCCACUUCAGUCUAGAAUAUUAAAAUGUAAAAUGAAAUGAGCUUUUCUUCAAAUAUUUUUCAGACAUUGCAUUUCAUUAAAGUAUCUUUUGCUUUUUUCGUGAGUUUUUUAGCUACUGUUUUGUCAAGUUUUAUAUGCAUUUUUUAAAAAGUUUUUAAACAUCAUAUAUUUCUUGAAUGUCUUUCAUUUUCACUUACUAUAUUCUUGCAUUUUUAUUUCUUUUGUUUCAAAAGUGUAAGUAUUGAAUUGGAUCAAAUUGCAUAAAUAUAUUACUUAUCUGUUGCAUUUGUAAAAUUUUAUUGGCAGCUGAAAAACAAUUAUUGUUGAAUAGACUCAUUUCUGUUUUUCUUUAUAAAAGCGUUUGCUUUCAUCUAAACACUUAUUUUUCACCUUUUUAUUAUGAUAUGCAGAACUCGUUAAAAAUAACUGCACUUCAAAAGUGUUUUUUAUGAUGAUCUAUUAAUAGUCUGUAUUUUAUAUGUUUUUGUAAUAAGUCAUAUACAUCAGUGUCUUUAGACAUAUUCAUUUAAAAAAAUUCAAAACUGAUUGAUCUAUAAAUAUAAUAUGUAAUUUUAAACUGAUUGAUCUAUAAAUAUAAUUAAAUAUAAUUUGUGAUAUAUUUGUGCUUAAAUUGUGAUAUUAGGACUGUAUGUUUCUACUUUUAGUUUGGUUCUUUUUAGAAAAUGUUAAAAGAGUUAUAAUUAUGCAAUGACAAGUUUUCUGCGAAAUUUCUAAUUUUUUUAUAAUACCUUGUUAUAACAUCAGUCCACUGAAAAUUGAAAAAAAUACCUAUUAUGUGAGUAUGGGCUUAGAACACUGUCACUAUAAAGUUAAGCAAUAAUACAGAGACGGGGGGGGAUAUUAAUAUCCAAUUUGCAGCUUUAAAUGUUCAAUGCAUUAUUUAAUAUCAUUAGGAUAAUUAGCAAUGUACCAUUUAAUAUUUUAGCAUAUUAUUGUAUACGUAUACAGUAUGGCACAAAAGUGGAAUUAAAUCAAACUUUAUUUGAAAUACCUAUUUGUGAUUUGACCAGCUGGAAAAUUCCCUGAAAAAUGCUGAAACUCAAUCUGAUGGUGCCUGAAGCAAUUUUAUGAAGCCCACGAACGUUUAAGUUACAUAUUUAUGCAAGUAGCAUGUUUGUUCUAAUGAUGUCAAGAUUGUAGUUGUUUGAAGUCUGAGGGUACAACAUUUUCAUUUCUAUUUAAAACGAGUAUGAAUAAUGCAUUAGAAAAUCGAUAAAGAGCUAAUUAAUUUACAGUGCGAUAUAAGUUCAAAGAUAUAGAUGUUCGUUAUCUUCUAUUUGUACUUUAAAAAAGAAAUGAUAAUAAUAGCUCAGUUAUUUAUUUUUGCACUAAGAAUAAUCUCUUUGUUUGGGAACCCAUUUAUAUAUGAAUAAUCCUUCCCCAAUAGAAUAGCAUGAAUUAAUAAAAAAAGAACCUGAUUCACAAUGAGUAUCUACAAUCCAUGAUGAAGUUUGGUUCUAAUAAUUUCUUUAUCAAAAUUGAAAUACCAUCAAGUUAAUUGUAGUAAGGGAAAAGAAGUGUAUAAUUGUUUACAUACAAACACAAGUAUUUUUAUUUAUGCACCGAAAAAAAUCGUAAAUAAAAGAGACUAGGUUACCAUUAUUUAUUUUAAAGUUUUGUUUCACUUGGUAAAUUUUUCCUGAAAACUUUGUAGUUUGUAAUUUUUUAUUUUCAGUUUAAAUGAAAGUAAAUUAGUCAAUGAUUUUAAACAUGUAAGA
Molecule: messenger RNA, 6748 nt
Organism: Stegodyphus dumicola
Lineage: Eukaryota; Metazoa; Arthropoda; Arachnida; Araneae; Eresidae
Product: inositol-tetrakisphosphate 1-kinase-like
Biological process (GO): inositol trisphosphate metabolic process
Cellular component (GO): cytoplasm
Molecular function (GO): ATP binding; inositol-1,3,4-trisphosphate 5-kinase activity; inositol-3,4,5,6-tetrakisphosphate 1-kinase activity
Source: RefSeq, a predicted model, not a curated record